AUGAGUGGUGGGGGGUUUAGGGUUUCACCAAUCCCAAACAGCGUGAGGAAAACGAUCCAAAACAUAAAAGAGAUCACGGGUAAUCAUAGUGAAGAUGAGAUUUAUGCAAUGCUUAAAGAAUGUUCUAUGGAUCCCAAUGAAACCGCUCAGAGGCUCCUCCUUCAGGGUCCUUUCCGUGAAGUCAAAAGAAAGCGAGACAGGAAAAAAGAGAGUUUGAACAACAAAGAGUCUGCAGAGUCUCGGUGGAGAUCUGGUUCACAGGGAAGGGGGAGUAGGGGUGUCCGGGGGAAUUUCUCUCCUCGUUAUGCACAACAUGAGGCUGGUGGUUCUAAGAGUUCUGGUCCUGGGAGAGAUAAUGGAAUGAAUCAAAUCGCAGAGAAAGGCAGUGUUCAAUCCUCGUCAACCUCUCAGGAUACAAAAACGAAAGAACCUACUCUCGUAGCCAGCCCUGUACCUGUCAUGGCCAAUGGUCCUACUGGUGUAGUGGUUGAAACCUCCUCUGCACCUUCAAGAAAUGCUGCCAUUCAACCUCAAGAAAAUUCAUCUGUUGAUAACAAGGAGUUUGGAAGUGCACCAUCCCCUGUUGAUGCAAUAAACAAACCCACCAUUGCAUUUGGAAGUGGGGACAUGAGUGGGCAGCCUGCAGCAAGCUCUAGUGACUGCUUCUUGUCGACAGCUCCAGCAUCUUCAUCAGCAAUCUGCUUCUCGACUUCCGACCCUGUACUAGUUCCAUCUAGUGAUUCUCGACUCAUUGGCACUUUGGGCACAAUCAAACGCAAAGUGGGAAGCAACCGGGCUUCUACAGAACCAAAUGCUGUUAUUCCUACUGAAAACAAAUUAGCUUCUGCAGCUACUGAGAUCAGUAGCUCUUUCAUGCAAGGAAAGAUGCCAGGAAAGUCCUCUGGAGUGGUGAAAAAUCCACGGAGUGAGUUUGCCCAACCUUCAUCUACAGCAACCCAUGGUUCCUCUAUGAGUCGGCCUUCAUCCAAUUAUAGUGGCCGCUCGCAGCAAAUAAUAGGCCCUCAGAAAGUUGGGUCUAAUAAGGAGUGGAAACCAAAGCCAAUCAGCUCUAAUGUUGGGCAAGUUUCUGGAACAUCUGGUGCAUCUGAAGUUCCUACUUCACUUGAAGCCAAUGCUCAGUCUACUACUUCACUUGAAGCCAUUUCUCAGUCACAGCCUGUUUCAAGUGAUCUUGACUCAGAAGAAGCAACUUCAAAAUUGCGGAAGAAGCUGGAGGACUUACAUCUCCCACAACGUCAACAUGUUAUAAUUCCAGACCAUAUUCAUGUCCCUGAAUCUGAAAGAACCAAGCUGAGUUUUGGAAGUUUCGAUGCUAGUUUUGGAGUAACAUUGAGCUAUGUUGGCGGUCAAGAGAGUGGUAAGAGUUCCACACCAUUGUCUGAGACUUCUCAGGAUGUUGAUGAGAUCGCAGAGGAACAGGCUUCAAGCAAUCAAAAUGCAUUGGCAACCGCUGAGGAAGGAGAUUACACUGAUCAUCCACAGUCACCUGCACAUGCUCCUGAAAAUUUGUCUGGUGAUGGUGAUGUCCCCAGUUCCAUUCCAGAGUAUAAUGAAAACAAGCAGGAGAAUGCAUUGCCCUCUGUAGGUCAUCAAUUCUCUGUGGUCCAUACAUCUCCUAACUACAGUUUUGGAAUUAUGCCUCCUAUAUUAGCACCAUUUGAAAACGCUGAAUCUCAAGCACGUGAAGUUUCCCGUCUUUCAAGCUUGCCAUUUGAUCCAGCAUCUUAUUAUGCUCAAUUCUACCGUACAAGUGCUGAUGAUGAUGGUCGUAUUUCUCCCUUUCCUUCUGUUGGAGUUGCCACAAAAUACAAUGGGAGUGUUGCAGUACUUCCUCCACAGACUUCUCAGUCUCCUCAAGAGGGUGGAAACUCUUUGGUACUGACUACAGCAAGUCCAACUCCACUAGUGACUCAAGCUGCUGGGCUGAUGCAAAGUUCCAUAGCUGUGACUCAGCAACCAGUCCCUGUUUACCGCUCAGCAGCUGGGGUGCAUUUGCCACAUUAUCCUCCAAGCUACAUUCAAUAUGCCCCCUUUUACUCUCCUUUCUAUGUUCCUUCUCCUGCAAUCCACCAAUUUAUAAACAAUGGUGCAUUUCCUCAACAACCUCAAGCUGGUACUGUUUAUCCUUCUGCACCAGCAGCGCCUAAUUCAGGAGUCAAAUUUUCACUUCCUCAAUUUAAACCUGGAACCAAUACGGCGAAUUCUACUCAUAUUGGAAUGCCAAGCGGUUAUGGGCCAUAUGGCUCCUCCCCAGCUGGUUAUAAUCCCAGUUCUUCUGCAACAACUGGGAACUCAACCACUAAUGAGGAUCUCGGUGCAUCUCAGUUCAAGGAAAGCAAUGUCUACAUCACGGGGCAGCAGAGUGAAGGUUCAGCUGUAUGGAUUGCUCCCCCUGGUCGAGACAUAUCCAACCUGCCAGCAAGUUCAUUCUAUAACCUUCCCCCUCAGGGUCAGAACGUAACUUUUUCUCCAACACAGGUUGCUCCUGGCUCCUUUGCUGGUAUCUAUCAUCCACAAGCAGUAACAGCAGCAGCUGUUCAUCCUCUUCUACAACAGGCUCAGACUAUGGCUGGAGCUGUUGAUAUGGGGGGACCUGCUGCCAGUGUUUAUCAGCAGCCUCAACAUGCACAGAUGAACUGGCCUAGUUUUAAUGGAGGGGAGCGUCAAGAAGAUACAUCAUUGGCCAGAGUUGAGAAUGUAAAUCUGUUUGGGGAGGCCAGGAAAAAAUUGCCAGUAGUUUCUUCUAUUUGCUUGGGUUGAGAGCAUAAAGAAUCCAGUUCGACUGUAACUGAUAUUAACCGUUUAAAGUUAGUGAAGGUAGGCAUAUGGAGGUCGUUCUCUUGCUAUAUGGUGUUACCUAUUUUCCUUCUCAUAGUUUGAAGCCUUUGCCCCUCAUUUUUUUCCUUUUAAAAGUUUUUGAACUCUUAGAAUUUACUAUUGAGUAGUAAGAAUCUUUUCCAUUCUUUUACCCUUUAUUGAGGUUUAAGGGUCUUGGAAGGUAAGAUAUUGGUUGGUGGAGAGUUCUUUCCAAUUCCUUUCUUCUUAUCUUUCCUCUGUCUUAUCUGUAAAUUGAAUUUUGAUAGCAAGAAAAGGAUGUAUUGAACUGUUGUAAGUGGUAUAAGCAAAGGCCAACAUUUUCAAUUGUUUCACUUGAGACUUGACUAAUUUGUCCUUAAUGCUU
Durio zibethinus is the source of this 3202-nucleotide messenger RNA. The record is from RefSeq and is a predicted model, not a curated record. Lineage: Eukaryota; Viridiplantae; Streptophyta; Magnoliopsida; Malvales; Malvaceae.